UCCAACUAUUGAAAAACCAUGGGCCAGGCCUGGCUUAAUCGCUGUUUUAUUACCUACAUACGCAUUUCUCUCACCAUUGGGUAACCUUCCAUACCCCGAUUUCUCUGCUAGAAAAGAGAAAAGCACAAGAAAGUACGAAGACGAAGAAACAUAAAAGAAUGCUUAGAAAUAGCCGGAACCAGCCUCCAGCAAGGAGGACCGACAGGCAAUCCGAAGAUCCUAUAUUAAACGACAGCACAUCCUCUCUUGAUUGCUCUGAAAAGACUGAUUCCCAAUCGUCAUUACUCGUUAAAUCCAACUCAGAGCGCACGUCGGUCAAGACAGAUGGGCAUAGUGAUCCUGAAUGGAAGCAGGAUAGUCUGUCAACAGUUGUCUCAGUCGCACAUGUCACCAUCUUCAGCUGGAAAAAUGUGGCCAUUCUAAUAUCAUUGAUUUUUGGUGGCUGUUGUGCCAAUGUAUUUAUGCUCGAAGCAAUUAUUAAGGACCAGCCAGCUUCUGGGCCAUUGAUAACAUUUGUACAAUUCCUCCUCAUUGGACUUUUUACACUACCCAACUUUGUCUCAUUCAGCGCUGGACCCCAGUCACUAUAUUUGAAAUCUCGAAAUGUACCUCUCAGGUCCUGGGUGAUAUAUACCGCAUUUUUCCUGGUCGUCAAUUUACUCAACAACUGGGCCUUUGCUUAUGAGAUUUCAGUGCCCUUGCACAUAAUAGUGCGGUCGGGGGGUCCUGUAGCCUCCAUGAUCGUGGGGUACAUUAUCAAUUCCAAAAGAUACUCGACACUUCAGAUACUAUCUGUCAUUCUGCUUACAUUAGGCGUUGUGGGAGCGGCAUUGGCUGAUACCGCUGCAAAGAGUCAGUCCCUUGACGUUGGCGACAACUGGACUGAAAAGAGCCAACAUUCGCCUCUUACUACGUCUCUUGUAGGAUUCAUCAUCCUUGCUCUAGCCAUGGUUCUUUCUGCCCUUCAAGGAAUAUAUGCGGAUAGGCUAUACGAAAUACACGGUCGCAAUCACUGGAAGGAGGCUCUGUUCUACUCUCACACAUUAUCACUGCCGUUCUUCCUACCCACUUACCCAAAACUCGUGUCGCAAUUGCGCCUCUUGCUGGAGUCACCUCCAAUUAUUGAGAGCCUCACUAUGGGCACUGUGCAAAGUGGUGUGUUUGUUCCUAAGAUUAACCAAACAAUCUGCGCAGCUGCUAUGACUUCAAAGUCUGGCCUUAUUCUUGCAACUCUCAGAAACACGUCUCAAUGGUUUUGGUCUAGUCUGUGGCAAAACCAACUUGUUCAAGACUCUAUUGGCCAGUUUCCAAUCAAGAUUGCAUAUCUCUUGUUGAAUGCCGUGACACAAUAUCUCUGUAUCCGCGGUGUUCAUUUCUUGUCGGCGAAAUCAUCUUCCUUGACUGUAACCAUCGUCCUGAACAUUCGCAAGCUGGUCUCGCUGCUACUCUCAAUCCAUCUCUUCGGCAACAAUUUGACGUCGGGCAUCAUUGUGGGAGCGGCUCUUGUUUUUCUUGGAGGAGGCUUAUAUGGGUACGAGAGCAGCCGACUGAGGAGCAAAGUCAGCAAAAAGGAGAGUUAAAUACGCCUCAAACAUUGGAAAGAGAUCUAUGGAGAUACUUCUUUAUACAACACUAGGUCAAAUAUCUGUGUGAAUACGUGCGGAAUGUGCAUAACAGGCCACAUUGAUGAGCUGUUUGUUGACUCUUUUUGUUCAAGACAUCAUUCAGAGUACAUGGGACAAUGGUACCUAUGUUUAAGAUUAGAUCUAAGACAGUCCCAGAUAGAUAGUUUUCCUUCUUAAUAUAUCUAUGUCUUUACAUUGAAAGAAGUAUUAUUCAAUUGGGGUUUUGUGCACUUUAA
Messenger RNA from Penicilliopsis zonata CBS 506.65, 1861 nucleotides. RefSeq lists its product as hypothetical. Bases 159 to 1580 code for a protein of 473 amino acids. Gene Ontology annotation, biological process: transmembrane transport. Gene Ontology annotation, molecular function: UDP-N-acetylglucosamine transmembrane transporter activity. The record is from RefSeq and is a predicted model, not a curated record. Gene Ontology annotation, cellular component: endoplasmic reticulum membrane; Golgi membrane. The transcript has 5 exons. Lineage: Eukaryota; Fungi; Ascomycota; Eurotiomycetes; Eurotiales; Aspergillaceae.